UAUGAAUAACCCUGUACAUACUUAAAAGCAAACAAAUAUGGAAAGCCUACGUAUGAUCAGAGCUAUUUCAUUCUAUUGCUACUGCAACUAAACCACAUUGAACGGGUUUGUACUAUAUUUAUGGACUAAGUAAAAAUAUUAGAGGAUGCGAUCUAUUUCGUAGAGUUUAAUCUUGCAUUUCAUUAUUAUAUAUUAAAGUAAAACUAUAAUUUGAUUUACAGUUCCUUUUCAGUUUUUGUAUAGCAAUUAGAGUUAAGUGAUAUGCCGUCCUUUUCUGUUUUUGCAUAUUGAUAUUUAUCUUUAUUGCCAAUAGUCCCCUGAAGAUGUCCACAAGCAAUGAUUAUAAUUCUGGAAACUUGUAUGGUCCUUUGACUACGCACAAUCUGAUAUUGCCCAGACCCAAUGAAAUCCGAACUGUUGGAAUGAAAGCAGACAAAGAGAUGGGAGAACAUAUGCCAUGGAUGGCUCGACAGUGCCACUUGCAGGGAAGGGUGGACCAUAUUUUAUGGCAGACAUUGAAAGACAGAGGAUCAUCCUGUAAUCACGGACAUUUAGUUAUACCGGAUUACAUCGUUCCCGGAUACACAGGAUGCUUGCAUCGAAAUCCCAUGUAUACCGGCUCAAUUUUCAAGCGUUGUUGUCCCAAUGCCAGUUAUGAUUACGAUAUUAUCCAGAACACAAAGCCAUAUGAAUCUCAGAACGUUUCCUGCAAACAAAUUACACCUAUCGUGCCUAGCCUUCGUUUGUGCAUGGGACGGAAGGAAUGGACCUGAUGUAGUGACAAAAAAUGGAAGAGAGAUGAUAAUUUGCUUCAAUGAACACUUCUUUGAACUAUUUGU
Molecule: messenger RNA, 839 nt
Organism: Parasteatoda tepidariorum (common house spider)
Lineage: Eukaryota; Metazoa; Arthropoda; Arachnida; Araneae; Theridiidae
Source: RefSeq, a predicted model, not a curated record